This is a messenger RNA of Thlaspi arvense, 621 nucleotides long. The record is from the annotation of a GenBank genome assembly. Lineage: Eukaryota; Viridiplantae; Streptophyta; Magnoliopsida; Brassicales; Brassicaceae.
AUGGCCGAGGAGGAACCAAAGAUGGUGACUGAGACCGUUACCACCGUGUCGGAACCAGCUCCAUCACCGCCAGCUCCGGCGGAGAAAGCCGUUGCUGCGGCGCCGGAUGUUACUCCACAGGAGAAGCCUGUGGCUCCACCUCCAGCUCUUCCAUCUCCGGCGCCUGCGGAGGAGAAGCUAGAGGAGUCAAAGGCUAUUGUUCCCAUCGUCGCAAAAGAAGCAGAUGAAGAGAAAAAAGAAGGAUCAGUUAAUCGAGAUGCUGUCCUAGCUAGAGUUGAGACAGAGAAGAGGAUGUCACUUAUCAAAGCUUGGGAAGAGGCUGAGAAAUGCAAAGUGGAGAACAAAGCUGAGAAGAAGCUUUCUUCAAUUGUGUCAUGGGAGAAGAACAAGAAAGCAGCUGUUGAAGCUGAGCUCAAGAAAAUGGAGGAACAAUUGGAGAAGAAGAAGGCACAGUAUGUGGAGCUAAUGAAGAACAAAAUAGCUCAAAUUCACAAGCAGGCAGAAGAGAAGAGAGCCAUGAUCGAAGCUAGACGUGGAGAAGCGUCUCUCAAAGCUGAGGAAUUAGCUGCCAAGUAUCGUGCCACUGGAACUGCUCCUAAAAAGCUAUUUGGAUUCCUGUGA